AUGAUCGGCGCCCAAUCCCUCGUAGCUUAUCAGGACUCCACCGGCAAUGUUCAGGCCUAUACAUCUCCUAUUAAUAGUUACAAUACCCACUUGGGUAAGGCAGAUUUGAGCUUCAACGUGCCAUCCUUAUCGGCAGAAUUGAGAAGUUCGAGGAAUGAAAUGAUAAUAUACGCAACCAUAGAACUUCCGACCGAUGAGACUACCUUUAACCAUGUCUGGCAAGAAGGGCCGGUGAUUAAUGGAAACUCGAUGGCCAUGCAUUCGACGAGUGGGGAAAAUAUGAUGUCGACAGCCAUUGUUGAUUUCAGCUCUGAUUAUAAUGUCACCUCAAACACUUCCCCGUCGCCGCCCUUGGCGGAGAAAAGUAAGGAGCUACCUGAAAACGACAACAAUGGAGGACCGGCAACGAACGGGAAACAAACAUGCCCGCCAUACACAUUCUCCAGCAACAAGAUAUACAGAAGCUGCAGUUCCCUUUCAGUCCUAAAUUCCUUCCUCCACUGGAACUACAACAAGCCCAACAACACUGUUGACAUAGCCUACCGCCACGCCGACGUCACCUCCUCCCAAUGGGUCUCUUGGGCCCUAAACCUCCAAAAUUCCGGCAUGAUCGGGGCUCAAUGUCUAGUUGCAUACAUCAACUCCAACAACGGCUCCGUUCAUGUCUACACUUCUUCAAUCACAGACUACAACACCGACAUGUCUCAGGGAGCUUUGACCUUCAAUGUUUCCAAUAUUUCCGGCGAGUUCCUUGAAGGAGAUCAGAUGAUUAUCAUCUAUGCUACCUUGGUUCUUCCCGCCGGUAAGACUACGUUUAAUCAGGUCUGGCAAGAUGGUCCCGUGUCGGGUAACAAUCUUGGGCAGCACUCCACUACCGGAUCCAAUAUGAAGUCAUUUGGGACAGUUGAUUUUAGCACGGAAGCAGUUAGCACAGGAGGAGAAGGGUCCAGCGGCAGAACAGAUAAAUAUAUUCAUGGAAUCAUAAAUGGGUUAAGCUGGGGAGUGAUGAUUCCAUUGGGAGCCAUGAUAGCUAGAUACCUGAAGGUGUUCAAGUCAGCAGUGCCUGUAUGGUUCUACAUUCAUAUUAUUUGUCAAACCUUAGCCUACAUUGGCGGCGUGGUUGGUCUGGUCACCGGGCUUAAUCUCGAUGGUAAACAAGGAAAUGAUUUCCAUAAGACAAUCGGUGUUACUCUUGUUGUGCUUGGAACACUUCAGGUAUUUGCGUUGUUGUUGAGGCCGAAUAAGGAUCACAAGUACAGAUUCUAUUGGAACCUAUAUCACUGGGGAUGCGGAUAUGCUACCAUCAUUCUCAGCAUUAUCAACAUCUUUUAUGGGAUCGAGCUUUUGAAUCCUGGGAAGGCCUGGAAGCUAGCUUACAUGGGCAUUCUUAUACUCUUUGGGAUCAUGGCCAUGUUUUUAGAGGUUUACACAUGGAUCAUGGUUCUGGCCGAGAGGAAGAAAGGGGGGCGCAGUUCUCCAAAGUAUACUUUCGCUGGAAUUGGAAAUGGAGAAAUGUCCAUUGGCGGAUAUGGGUCCUCUUCUAGGUCUCACCUAGAUCACCUAUAG
Molecule: messenger RNA, 1566 nt
Organism: Impatiens glandulifera
Lineage: Eukaryota; Viridiplantae; Streptophyta; Magnoliopsida; Ericales; Balsaminaceae
Product: cytochrome b561 and DOMON domain-containing protein At5g47530-like
Exons: 5
Coding region: 1-1566 (521 amino acids)
Source: RefSeq, a predicted model, not a curated record